AUGAGUAAAUCAAACAACAACGCAUCAUUGGCUGGCAGUUACGAGUCAUUCGAAUCAGACUCGGUUAAUUCUGAGGAGGAAGAAGACUUGGAUGAUUAUUGUAAAGGGGGAUAUCAUCAUACUAUGAUCGGUGACACUUUCGCUGAUGGCAGAUACACCAUCGUCCGUAAAUUGGGCUGGGGACACUUUUCAUUGGUCUGGCUCGCUAAAGAUCACAAAACUAACAAACACGUCGCACUGAAAAUAGUCAAAUCAGCUCCACACUACACAGAAACAGCUCUUGAUGAAAUCAAACUUCUGCAACGUUUAGUCUCGUCUGAACCCCGUCAUCCUGGUCGCAGGCAUUCCGUUCUUCUCCUUGACCAUUUCCGUCAUAGAGGUCCAAAUGGCUCACACGUUUGUAUGGUUUUUGAAGUCCUGGGCGAGAACCUCCUCGGUCUCAUCAAACGCUAUCAACAUCGCGGUGUUCCCAUUCAAAUCGUUAAACAGGUCGCUAAACAAAUCCUUCUCAGUUUAGACUACAUGCACAACAAGUGUGGUAUCAUUCACACAGAUAUCAAGCCUGAGAAUGUUCUUAUAUGCAUCGAUGACGUUGAAGUCGUUGUUAAAGCUGAGUUGGAUAACAGUGUUCAAGCUGUACCGACUAAAUUAGUCGGUGUUCCACCUUCGCAAGGCAGAGGCGGUGCUCAAACUCCUAGAAGAGAAGGUAUCUUCAUCACUGGAUCUCAACCUCUGCCCUCUCCCUCCUCUUCAAUGGCAGGUAGUCCUAUGAUGGAUAAAUGGAGUUUCGGUAUGUCCAAGAUCUCGGGUGUUCCUGGUAUAGGUCAGUCACCCAACAGUUUCAGAUCUACCCAAGUUAGCACAGGUUUUGAAAAUAGCGCUGAAAUGAUUGGUAAGGAUUUAAAGGGCGUUAAACUCGCAAGCGACAAACCCAGCUCGCCCCUCAGUCAGCCUGGCGACAGUUAUUUCGGUGAGAAAACAACAGCAAAAGCUCCAAAAGCACAGGGUCCAUCCUUAUUAUCACAACAAGCGCCCCAACAACCAAGCACAUCGAGUACAUCAUCUACCGUCGUCACUAAUCAGAAUCCUCAACCGGGUGAACCUACAAAGAUAUCCGCUGAUUCUCCUUUCUCUACCUCACUCCCCCAAUAUCCACGUCCAUCACACGCACCUCACUACUCACACUCACCUAACGAAGACAUGCACGAUAAUAUACCAACUGCUCCAUAUGACCCUGAGAGUCUUGAACGGCUCGCAUGCAAGAUAGCCGAUCUGGGUAAUGCUUGCUGGAUAGACCACCACUUUACAAAUGAUAUCCAGACGCGUCAGUAUAGAUGUCCCGAGGUGAUACUGGGUGGUCAAUGGGGUCCCAGUGCGGAUCUGUGGUCUACAGCGUGUAUGAUAUUUGAGUUGAUAACGGGUGAUUAUCUUUUCGAUCCGCAAUCGGGGACCAAGUACGGGAAAGAUGACGACCACAUGGCGCAAGUGAUGGAGCUGCUAGGCAACAUGCCUAAAGAGCUCAUCAAUGGUAAGUAUUCAUUAGAUCUUUUCAACAGGAGAGCCGAGCUUAGGAGAAUCCACAAACUGCGUUAUUGGCCGCUAGACAGGGUAUUACGGGAGAAGUAUCUGAUGAGUGCGGAAGAAGCUAAUGUGUUGACGUCGUUCUUGGUACCCAUGUUGGAUCUUAAUCCCGAAACGCGCGUCAGGCCGAGGGAUCUACUCGAACAUGAGUGGAUUACGGACGUUAUCACUGAUGGCGAGAUUGAAAAGAUACAUUACGAGGAAAUGCUCAAGAAUAACAGGGGUGAUCUUAGUGCGUUACGUGAAAGCGACGCUCUCAAAUCACUCGACGAGGCUGUCAUUCUAGGCGGUCUCACACAGGAGCAGAGGUUGGCGCAACAGAAACAUCAGAAAGAACUGCAGGAGCAGGUUAAUAGUGGGGGACAUGUGCCUUUUCAUGGUGCCACAAGUGGUACUGUCAACCCUGUAGGCGCUCUCGGCCACGGAAAUGGCACUGCCUCGCCACAAAUCGCCCAUGUGCAUGCCCAUGCUUAUGGUGCUUGA
This is a messenger RNA of Wallemia ichthyophaga EXF-994, 2064 nucleotides long. RefSeq names its product Protein kinase dsk1. Gene Ontology annotation, molecular function: ATP binding; protein kinase activity. The coding region runs from base 1 to 2064 and encodes 687 amino acids. Gene Ontology annotation, biological process: spliceosomal complex assembly; protein phosphorylation; regulation of mRNA processing. The transcript has 4 exons. NCBI's taxonomy places the organism in Eukaryota, Fungi, Basidiomycota, Wallemiomycetes, Wallemiales, Wallemiaceae. The record is from RefSeq and is a predicted model, not a curated record.